This is a messenger RNA of Peniophora sp. CBMAI 1063, 645 nucleotides long. NCBI's taxonomy places the organism in Eukaryota, Fungi, Basidiomycota, Agaricomycetes, Russulales, Peniophoraceae. The record is from the annotation of a GenBank genome assembly.
AUGCAUCACGCUCCUCGCCAGUCUACUUCCUACCACAGCGUACGCCCUUGUCUCAAGUUCGACGAGACACUCGCGUCGCCGGCACCGAGUCCUUUCCCGUUCAAUGCCACCUCGGUGCCCUAUGCACACGUCCACUUCCCUUCUACGCCGAACAUGACCACUACCCACCGUGCCCACUCGCCACAUACAUACGAUAGGAAACCCAUCAUGGUCGCGCGCAACGAGUGUGCUCUUCCUGAGCGCGGCGGCAGGAUCUACACUCCCCGUCCUGACCGCCGACGCCCGCGCAUGCAGACUCCCGCUGCGGAGCCCGCUGUGGUUGGCAGCUAUUUCCAUCCCCAUGCGGCACUCGCAUGUCAGCCAGAACCGCUGGAUGCCCCUGUCAACGUACCCGCACUCAUCCCCGACCUUGCCUCGGAGUCGGACGAGUCGGACGCUAUCGUCACCCCUCCAGACGCCGCCUCGCUUUUACCACCAAGCGGUUCGGCGCUCAACUUCCUGCCACAUCCUCCAUCCGCACAAGAACAUCGCGGCCGUGGGCGUGAACGCGAGCGCAAGCGCUCAUCUACGCCCAGACGCCCUCCGUUGGUCCACCGCAGUUCGUUUGCACCCGAGGAGGAUGAGGGUUGCCUCGGAGGCUUCUGA